CGAACGGACAAAUAAAAGCGACCAUAGACUGAAGCUCUGGUUGGGUUGGGUCGAAACUGGAAAUAUUUACCUGAUACGACCCAAUCAAACGCGUUUUAAUUAAUUCGCCCUAAACGCACAAACCCUCGGUUUAAAGAAAAAUGUUUUAGUGCAAAAAGUUUGAAGCAGAAAAAAGGACCAUGAAGUGGCUGGUCUUUUUCUUUGGUGGGUGUUUUGUGUUUAUCGCGAACGGACAAUACGAGUGGCAAACUCGCGAUGCCUUCGACGAAGUCUCGAGAGCCAUAAAGGCGACCAACAAAGGCAAUUGCGAGAUUCAACAUGUAGGAGAUCUUUUCCUGCCUCCUGAUACUGUGUCUCAUUUGCCGGACAUCAAAGAUGUCAAUAUUAACCCGGUAUUCCCCAACAGGACUCAAUUACUGCACAUGCAUAAUAUGGCAUUGAAUAGGGCUUUUUUUUGGUCAUACAUUCUGCAAAGCAGAUUUAUUCGACCUGCCAUUAAUGACACGUAUGAUCCCGGCAUGAUGUACUACCUGUUGUCCACUGUUGCGGAUGUUUCCACCAAUCAUCACAUCAAUGCCAGUGCCAUAUACUUUUCACCUAACAUGUCUUAUUCCAGCUCUUAUAAGGGCUUUUUCAAUAAGACUUUUCCAAGAUUUGCGCCCAGAACGUUCCGUGCUGAUGAUUUUAAUGACCCAAUACAUUUGGAGCGCAUCUCCACAUUAAAUACAUUUACCGUGUAUGAUUUGGGAGCGAUUACACCCAAUACUAGUGCAGACUAUACGUCCGAAUAUUUUCGGAUCAACGAAUGGUUUAAAGCUUGGCUGCCAGACAAAGUCAAUUCUAGACACGAUACCAAAACUACAUAUCAGGUGGAAAUUCGUUAUGCCAAUAACACAAACGAAACGUUUGCAUUCCACGGCCCACCAGGUGCAGAUGAAAAUCCAGGUCCAGUCAAAUACACUCGCCCUUAUUUCGAUUGUGGGCGAUCAAAUAGGUGGCUGGUGGCCGCUGUAGUGCCCAUUGCAGACAUUUUUCCUCGACAUACCGGCUUUAGACAUGUAGAAUAUCCCACAUACACAGCUGCAUCGGUAGUUGAAAUGGAUUUUGAUCGUAUAGAUAUAAAUCAAUGUCCGAAGGCUUCUGGAAAUGACAAGGCGAAUGCUUUUGUGGACACUGCAAGAUGCAAAAAGGAAACAACCGAAUGUGAACCGAUUCAUGGAUGGGGCUUUAGGAGAGGAGGUUACCAAUGCAGAUGUCGUCCGGGCUAUCGCCUACCGUUACAAGUGCGAAGACCAUUUUUGGGUGAAAUCGUUGAGAGGGCAACGGAAGAGCAGUACUAUAAUGGAUUCGAAUGCAAAAAAAUCGGUUGGAUUCAAAAACUUCCAGCCAAGUGGGAAAAAGCGCCGUGGUAUGUGCGAGAAAUGGAAUUAGACAGACAUCCGGAAUAUAGAUUCCCUGUUCGAGGUCCUGAGUCUUUGAAACAACCCAAUAUCAAUAUACACAAAACACUGGAGUUUAUAUUGGGAAUGAACAAAGAGAACUGUAAGAAAUAUAAACCGGAUGAACUCAUUCUGCAUGGAGGUGCUAUGUUUGGAGCGGAAGAAUUCUUCGAAAAUGAAGCCAAAAUGGCUCUUCGAUUGGCCAACUUUAUCAGCGUUUUUCUACAAGUAUCAGACCCACAAGAAGUGUAUUCGGGAAAACGCGUUGCAGACAAACCACUAACCGAAGACCAAAUGAUGGGCGAAACACUGGCUAUGAUCUUGGGCAACAAUCGAAUUUGGUCGGCUGGCACGUACUGGGAGCGGAACAAAUUCACCAACAAAACCCUAUUUGCCCCGUACGCCUACAAGAAGCAACUCAAUGUGAGACAGUUUCAUAUGGAAGAUUUGGCCAGACUGAAUAAAUCAGACGAGGUAUACUUGAACAAACCGUGGUUCAAAUUCCUAAAGCAUCGAUGGGCCUCCAACUUCGACAGUUUGGAGAAAUUCUGGCUAAAAAUUAGGGUGCGCUUCAACGAAACUGGAGAAACGACUAGAAAGUAUGAACACUAUCCGAAUCACUACAUGGGUGCACGCUUACAUCAUGGCUACUGGAGCGCCCCAUAUUUCGAUUGUAGAGGAAAGGUUCCCAUGUGGAAAAUUAAAUAUGCUGCACCAUUCUUUGGAUGGGAUAGUUUGAAAGUCAAGCUCGAGUUUAAGGGUGUAGUAGCAGUUACUAUGGACAUGUUGAAACUGGAUAUUAAACAAUGUCCAGAUAAAUUUUACGUUCCAAAUGCAUUCAAAGACACUCAUAAAUGCGACGAAAGAACAUCAUAUUGUGUUCCAAUUUUGGGUCGAGGGUUCGAGAGUGGAGGAUACAAAUGCGAGUGCAAGCAAGGUUUUGAAUAUCCAUUUGAAGACGAUAUCACCUACUACGAUGGUCAAAUAAUGGAAGCUGAAUUCACGAAUUUAGUGGACAACAACGAAACAAGGUUUGACAUGUUUAGGUGCAGAUUAGCAGCAGCUGCCAGUAUUCAGAGUAAUAUUCUAAUUGUUUUUAUGCUGUUAGCCAUUGUUUUCGGAGUUUAUGAUAGGAGGUAGGAAACAAAUCGCGAUUUAAAUGCCUAUUGGUAUGUACAUUUUUUAGUUAUUAGAAUAAAAAAACUCCCUCUGGAGAAUUCUAAAGACUGUCAAUAUUAUAGAUCUGUCGAAGGCCUUUAAAACUUAGUGCCUUUAAAAUAAUUUUAGAAAUGUGUAAUAGAAGUGUGAUUUGAUACGGAAUUUUCUUGGAAAAACAGAUAGCAAAUUAGCUGAGAAUUUCGUAUCAGUACUAACCCGUCCAAAGUGAAGUUUAUUAUUUGUUAAAAACCAUUAGGUAAGUUCUUCUAUGUUAUAUCAAUUCCGCAUGGCGAAAUUCAUUAAAUGUAUUAAAGAAAAGCACAUACCAACAUUUUGAGUUGUACCAGUAAAACUUUUAAAAUAGUAUGUAAAUGUUUUUUUAUUAGUAAAAUCAGAAAAAAGCUACUAUGAAUUUGAAUUUAACAUUCCUACCUGAGCUUUAUAGUUAGGUUGCAUAGUUUAAGCGAUGUUUAAAAUAGUUUGUUUGUUGUAAAGUUUAAGAAUAUUCCAUUUUAACCAAAUGACCCCCGACACAGUCAAUUAAAAAUGUUAGAUUUAGUCGUAUUUUGCGUUAAGAAACGGUUGCUUCGUAAAUUAACUUUCCUGAAUGUCUUUCAGAAAAACCUUACCGCUUUAAACAUACUAUUUACCACUAGUUUAGUUGUACUAGAAUCAAUCAGUGCAAAAGUUGUCAAAAUAUUGUUUAACAUUAAAACAAACCAGUCCAAAAGUAAAAUUUACUUGAACCGAAAACUGAUGAAAUUAGUCAUAAUGGCAAAAAAAGUAGGUUUGUACUCAAUAGGACAGCAGUAAAAUCAAUUCGUCUGAUAAGCGCACAAAUCCAAGAAAUUAAAGAGGACUUAAAUAAAUUAGUGCUGGAGAUAUAGAAUUUACCCAGAAUUCAUCCAUAAUUCAACAUCUCCAUCAGAGUACUAAUAUAUUUAUCGGCAUUAAUCGUGUUUUAUGAAACGUCGUAUAAAAAUAUUUUAUAGCUGGAUACUUAUGAAUUCAAAAUUAAUUAAUUCAACAAAAAGUAACCAAUCUGAUCUAAUUUCAGCUGUGAAGAUAAUUUAUUUAUCUAUCACUUAUUACUGUUACGUACUUUUUAUUUGUGGUCAAAAUGGCUAUUUUUGUUAGUUUUUCGUUUAACUAUUGCCAAAGUAUCUUAGUGUUUUGCGGGUUGUAAACACUUGCAAUAUUACCUGCAUAUUUUAUAUUUUCUAUGUUGUAUAUUUGUUCGUUAUAUUUAAGAGAAGUUGUCGUAAAUUAUUCGUGUUCGCCAUUUAUAUAACCUAAUCAAUACGAAAGAUUUACUAUUUUUAUAACCGCAUGUAAAUAUAAGUUUUGCAAGUAAAAGCGUCAGUCCACAAAUGCUAAUAAGUUGUUAAAGCUGAGUUAAAAAUAUAGAGUAUCUUUCAACGAUUGAUGCUAUCGUUAAAAACACACAGACGAACAAAGACCGGGAUAUAAAAAUUUCAACUUACAAUAAGCUUUUUAACUAUGUUUUAGCUUUAAACGACAGUUCCUUUUAUAUUUCCAUAUCACUACCUAAUAAACCCUGAUAGACUUUUGUUUUGGCAGUAAUAUAUACAACGUAUUUGUGCGAUUUGUUUGAAUGCAAUUUUCAAAAGGGCGACCGACAACCAACAGAUCAGCCUGGAUAACGGUUUCUUUAAGCAAGUAAAAAAUUAUUUAGUUGUGGCAAAUUACCACGUACAGUUUUACAUUUUCUAACUAUUCAGGAUGUUUAAAAAUGUAACAUCAACACCGUCAUCUUGAUUAAUUAUGUAACUUUGUAUAAAACUGCAGAAAUGAUUGGAGUUAUAAGUUGAAGCAUAAGCUGCAUUAAUUUUUUUCAAUGCUGGAGAUUAUAAUCCAAGUUUUAUGUACUUGUUGGCGCAUCUGUAUGUUUAAUUUGAUUUAACUAAUAGCGAAUAAAUACAUUACGCUUCCGUCCAAACCUCUUAAUUUUUCUAGAUAGGAUCAUAUAUGGUUUUAUACAAAUUUGAUACUAUGUUUUUGUAUGUAUUCAUUGUGUUUGUAUAUUACAAGUUAAAAUAAAACAUGAAAUAUAAA
Messenger RNA from Dendroctonus ponderosae (mountain pine beetle), 4673 nucleotides. RefSeq lists its product as uncharacterized. The transcript has 8 exons. The coding region runs from base 180 to 2579 and encodes 799 amino acids. NCBI's taxonomy places the organism in Eukaryota, Metazoa, Arthropoda, Insecta, Coleoptera, Curculionidae. The record is from RefSeq and is a predicted model, not a curated record.